Lodderomyces pseudojiufengensis is the source of this 1032-nucleotide messenger RNA. RefSeq lists its product as uncharacterized. NCBI's taxonomy places the organism in Eukaryota, Fungi, Ascomycota, Pichiomycetes, Serinales, Debaryomycetaceae. Gene Ontology annotation, biological process: mitotic spindle elongation; vesicle-mediated transport. Bases 1 to 1032 code for a protein of 343 amino acids. Gene Ontology annotation, cellular component: Golgi membrane. The record is from RefSeq and is a predicted model, not a curated record. The transcript has a single exon.
AUGCCACAUCUACCUUCAACAGAUAGUCGGGUCAACUACGAUCAAUUCAGAAAUACCCCUACACUAAGAGAGACAAUUGCUCAAAAGGUAGCAAGUCUAAUUCAUACUGGCAAAAAAUUUAAAGAAUGGUUCAUUGAACAAUCAAUUCCUAUCAAAGCUUUACUAGUAUUUGGUUUCAUAAUAUUGGUAAUAUUGGGAACAUUGUUUAUUAUUUUUCAUAGCUAUUUUAUAAGAAUAUUGAUACUGAUAUCAAAUGAGUGGCAUGAUUUAAAAUAUGGUAAUUUGAUUAUAUUUUCAUUGAUAUUUAUAGUUGGAUUUCCACCAUUAAUUGGAUUUUCAGCAUUAAGUUUUCUUACUGGAAUGAUAUAUGGUUUUCCACAAGGAUGGCCAAUUUUAGCAUCAGCUGCAGUUGCAGGUUCAACCGCUUCAUUUUUGAUCUUUAGAUAUUUUUUAAAUAAUCAAGCGAAUAAACUAAUGGCAUAUAAUGAAAAUUUCAAAGCUUUUGCGGAAAUUUUAAAUGAAGAUAAUUCAUUGUUACUAUUGAUAUUGAUAAGAUUGUGUCCGUUACCUUAUUCACUAUCCAAUGGUGCUUUAGCAGCAAUUCCAAAUCUACCAAUAACGACAUAUGUAUUAGCCACAAUCAUUACAUCACCAAAACUAUUAAUACAUUUGUUUGUUGGAGCAAAAUUGAAAGACUUAGGUGAUAAUGAAAGUUCGACAACAAGCAAGAUAGUGGACAUUAUAAGUAUAAUAAUCACAGGUAGUGCAGCUACUUUAGUAACUUAUAUAAUUUAUAACAAAAUGCAAAUAAAAUUGGCAAGUUUUCGUCAAAGAGGAUUUGUGAAUGAUGAUGUAUUGGUAUUUGGUAAUUUUGAUGAUGAUUUGGAGAUGGGAAGUCAUAAUGAAAUUGAAUUAAAUUCUGCUGAUUAUGAUACUGAUAAUUUUAUAAUAAAUGAAGAUGAAGAAGACGUUGAUAAUGAAUCGAAUAUACAGGCUGAUGAUAGAUCACACAAAAGUCAAUCUAGUAAGUAA